Molecule: messenger RNA, 855 nt
Organism: Fragaria vesca subsp. vesca
Lineage: Eukaryota; Viridiplantae; Streptophyta; Magnoliopsida; Rosales; Rosaceae
Product: transcription initiation factor TFIID subunit 13-like
Exons: 6
Coding region: 154-579 (141 amino acids)
Biological process (GO): transcription by RNA polymerase II
Molecular function (GO): protein heterodimerization activity
Source: RefSeq, a predicted model, not a curated record
GAGGCCCGUUAUGCGAUGAAGAUAAAAGAAGAAGGGUUAGUAUAAACUGGGUAUAAAAUACGGCGAGUUUGAAAACCAAAAGCGCAGAUCAAAACUUGCCUUGCGUCUUCGUCUUCGUCGAUCCAACUCGAACCAAACCGAUUGUAUCAUUCGAUGAGCAAGUCUUCCGCAGGCGAAGGUUCAUCUUCAAAAGUGAAAGCUGGAUCCUCACAGCUAGCAGAAACUUCAUUUAAGCGUAAACGUGGAGUCUUCCAAAAAGAAUUGCAGCACAUGAUGUAUGGUUUUGGAGAUGAUCCCAAUCCUCUUCCAGAGAGUGUGGCUCUCAUGGAGGACAUAGUGGUUGAAUACAUUACAGAUUUGGUACAUAAAGCCCAAGAUACUGGAUCAAAUAGGGGAAAGCUAUCAGUGGAGGAUUUUCUCUACCUAAUCCGCAAGGAUUCUCCAAAACUUAACCGCUGUAAAGAAUUGCUGUCUAUGAAUGAAGAGCUAAAACAAGCAAGGAAGGCUUUUGAGACAGAUGAAGAGAACCUGAGGAAAGCUUUUGAGGCAGAUGAUGAUAAACUGGGAUCAACAGAAUAAUUCUAACUGAUUGGUAUCUAUCUUAGGGGCUGAUAUUUUUCAGUACAUUGUAUGUUUUGUUGAAAGAGUUCUGAAUAUGAUGUCCAAACUUGAUUCCGUACUUGUACACAUUGGGUUUGAUCCCUACUGCAUUAUUGUGUUGCUGAAAGUAUUUUCAAAAGUUCAAAACCCGGUUCUUUACUUUAGAAAAGAAUGUUUGUUUUGGUGUUGUUUACUGGUGUUUGAUUGUUUAAAAAACAUAAGGCCGGCAAAAUAUGAUUUUGGACCUUUUCUUUA